AUGGAACGAUACUCCAAGGUAGAGAAAGUCGGCGAAGGGACGUACGGCGUCGUAUACAAGGCCCGGGAUACCAGCACCAACCAGAUAGUUGCCCUUAAGAAAAUCAGGCUCGAAGCCGAGGACGAGGGUGUACCCAGUACCGCCAUCCGGGAGAUUAGUCUCCUCAAGGAGCUCAAGGACGACCAUGUGGUUCGUCUUCUUGACAUCGUCCAUGCUGACCAGAAGCUCUAUCUGGUUUUCGAAUUCCUCGACGUCGACCUCAAGCGAUACAUGGACCUUGCCAACAAAAAUCAUACUCCUAUUACGCUGGAAAUGUCUAAGAAAUUUCUUCAUCAGCUGAAUUCGGGAUUGCUCUACUGUCAUUCUCAUCGGAUCCUCCAUCGAGAUCUGAAGCCCCAGAAUCUUCUCAUUGACAAGCACAAUAACCUCAAGUUGGCAGAUUUUGGGCUUGCUCGCGCCUUUGGGAUACCAAUGCGAACAUAUACCCAUGAGGUUGUUACACUUUGGGCUCCCGUCACUAUUCAACCUGCUAUCGACAUGUGGUCCGUUGGAGCCAUCUUUGCCGAGAUGGCUUGUCAAGGACAGCCGCUCUUUCCAGGAGACUCUGAGAUUGAUCAAAUCUUUAAGAUUUUCAGAAUUUUGGGCACUCCGAAUGAAGACAUGUGGCCGGGUGUAUCCAAUCUGCCUGAUUACAAGGCCACUUUUCCCCGUUGGGGCGUUCAAGAUAUCUCUAGGCUCGUCCCCGAUCUGGAUCCUGCGGGGAUUGAUAUUCUUAGACGCCUUCUCGCUUACGAUUCUGCGAGACGUAUCUCAGCCAAACGUGUCUUGCAGCACCCUUACUUCGCUAGCUAUAAUCCGGAUGCCUAA
Molecule: messenger RNA, 867 nt
Organism: Desarmillaria tabescens
Lineage: Eukaryota; Fungi; Basidiomycota; Agaricomycetes; Agaricales; Physalacriaceae
Product: kinase-like domain-containing protein
Exons: 11
Coding region: 1-867 (288 amino acids)
Biological process (GO): G1/S transition of mitotic cell cycle; regulation of gene expression; regulation of G2/M transition of mitotic cell cycle
Cellular component (GO): cyclin-dependent protein kinase holoenzyme complex; nucleus; cytoplasm
Molecular function (GO): cyclin-dependent protein serine/threonine kinase activity; ATP binding; cyclin binding
Source: RefSeq, a predicted model, not a curated record